AUGGCUAAUUCCGCCAUUUAUCAGAUACGAGGUGGGUUAUUUCCUGAUGAAGGGGUUCCGCCUGCGUACUGGCCGGCCAGCGGAGACCUCAAGGUCGAGAAGCUCUCCGCUCGGUACUCUCUGGACGGGCCUCGCGUGCUGCACGACAUUUCCUUUGAGGUGAGAUCUGGGGAGCGAGUCGGCAUUGUUGGUCGCACUGGCAGUGGAAAGAGCUCCUUGACUCUGGCCCUUUUACAGUGUAUUAUUACUGAAGGAAAGGUGUACUAUGACGGGAUACCGAUAGAUCGCAUCAACCUUGACGCUCUCCGGUCGAGCAUCACGCUUAUCCCACAAGUGCCCGAGCUUUUGAGUGGGACGUUGCGUCAGAAUGUGGAUCCCUUCCAGCAGUAUGACGAUGCUACCUUGAACGAUGCCCUUCGGUCUGCAGGUCUGUUCUCCUUGCAGAGCAACACAAUCGGGGGCCGCGUCACUCUGGACACGCCCAUCGCAAGUGGAGGAACGAACCUCUCCGUUGGUCAACGUCAAAUCCUGGCACUUGCAAGAGCCAUUGUGCGACAGAGCAAGCUACUGAUUCUGGAUGAAGCUACAUCUGCCAUUGAUUACGCUACGGAUGCUGUAAUCCAGGCAUCGCUCCGCCAAGAGUUGGAUAAGGGCGUGACUUUGCUCACCGUCGCCCACCGCCUUCAAACAAUCAUGGACGCCGACAAAGUUAUGGUGCUAGAUGCAGGUCGGAUUGUUGAGUUCGGCAAGCCUAGCGAGCUUCUGAAGGACGAAAAGGGUACGCUCCGUGCACUCGUCGACAAGAGUGACGACAAGGAGACGUUGUACGCCAUGGCGAGUCAUGUCGGUUGAAACGUACGUAGCCAUUUUUAUGCGAUCCGAGGGCUUUCAAGCUCUGGGUAGACUGCGCGCCGUCAACAUGUUUGCACACUUCAUCAAAGGGUUGUCAGAUAGUAUGAUGUUGCGGACAUAUUGUCUUCGUUGUUGCUACAUGCUGUACCACGGACAACAUACACGACUAUACUACUAGUCUAACUCGGCGGCGUGUGUGAGUAUGGGUACAGCACGUACACAGCUGUGGUCCAUAGAAUCGGCCUGGACCGUCCAGCAUGGUGGCUGAUACAUAUGUGUCCAACAUGCAUGUCUUCGUCGAUGUUUAGCAAUGCACACCGAGAGUAUGUUGUGAAAGUCUGUCCGGUAGCAUAGGCGAU
Molecule: messenger RNA, 1211 nt
Organism: Rhodofomes roseus
Lineage: Eukaryota; Fungi; Basidiomycota; Agaricomycetes; Polyporales; Fomitopsidaceae
Product: P-loop containing nucleoside triphosphate hydrolase protein
Exons: 11
Coding region: 1-852 (283 amino acids)
Biological process (GO): transmembrane transport
Cellular component (GO): membrane; fungal-type vacuole
Molecular function (GO): ATP hydrolysis activity; ATP binding; ABC-type peptide transporter activity
Source: RefSeq, a predicted model, not a curated record